CCACAUUUCAGCUGUUCAUUGGAUUUUCGCGAACAUUUUUCUGUUUCAAAUAGAAAAUAAUGGAUUUACAUAAAUUUUUACAACCCGCUACUUUAACAGCACAAAUAGUUCGAGCUUAUGGCAAACACAAUAAGAAGUUCUUAUAUAAAGAUGGAAAAAAAUAUGGCAAAAUCAUUUAUUAUCCAAUAAACCCUGAACAUGAAGACCCACCAAUUGAACCAGCAAAGCUUUUCCGUGUUCAACGUGUGAAACCCGUCAAGGGUAACCCCUUUUGGGAGAAGCGUAUUUUAAAGGAUCUUGGGCUUGAUGGGAAACAGAGUGAUUUCACUGUAGUAAAAAAUAUACCAGAUGUAAAUGCUAUGUUGUGGAAAGUAAAGCAUUUGAUAAAAGUCACCCCCAUCACAUUUCCAUAUGGUGAACCCACAGCGAACGAUCUUAAACACACCGUUCUCAAGGAAAAUGGAGAAUGUAUUGUUACGAAGGAAAUAGGUCCUGUUGUUGAACGUUUAGAAGCAGCCGAAGCAUUUGAAUCAGACCCCAAACGUUUAGACACAGAUUUAUUAAAACGUGAUGCUCGAAUGAAAUGGCUGAACCCAUGGUAAAUAGAAAGUAAAAAAAAUUAGAAUGAUUUGCAUUACUUUAAUAAAUAAAAAAUAAUAAUCAGAAUUAA
This is a messenger RNA of Bactrocera tryoni, 670 nucleotides long. RefSeq names its product 39S ribosomal protein L30, mitochondrial (gene mRpL30). Gene Ontology annotation, cellular component: mitochondrion; large ribosomal subunit. Bases 60 to 602 code for a protein of 180 amino acids. The transcript is spliced from 2 exons. Gene Ontology annotation, molecular function: structural constituent of ribosome. Gene Ontology annotation, biological process: translation. Lineage: Eukaryota; Metazoa; Arthropoda; Insecta; Diptera; Tephritidae. The record is from RefSeq and is a predicted model, not a curated record.